Messenger RNA from Paramecium octaurelia, 216 nucleotides. The record is from the annotation of a GenBank genome assembly. NCBI's taxonomy places the organism in Eukaryota, Ciliophora, Oligohymenophorea, Peniculida, Parameciidae.
AUGCAUAAUUUAUAACUACAGUUAGCCUGGCAAACAAUAAUUCAACCUUUAGGAAUUAUGUAUUCUUUUUCCUUAUAUCAAUAUAAUGUUUCUUUCAAUUUAAUUAAGUCUUGGAACAACAAACCUAAGUUCAAUUUCUGUGAAGAUAUGAGCUUUAAAAUUCACAAAAAAUAGAAAUUCUUGUCAUUUAGUACUGCUGCUUGUUUCUUUUUCUGA